AGUGCCGCUAGCUCAGCAGGCCAUGCAAUUUGCAAACAAACGUUUGACAUUUGUACCUUUUCCUCCUCUUCGUUCUCUCCCAUACAUGGAGCAUUAGUGUUUGGCAACAAAGCAGGGGGGACAGGACAUCCGAAAUUUUGCUCCACAAAAUCGUGCGAUUGUCCAAAUUACACCACCAGCGUUACCAGCGCUAGUCCGCGAGCAAAAACGUUCAGUGUGCAGCGUGUUGUUGUGUGUGUGUGGUAAUUGUGAACAUUGUGCUGGUAACCAUUGGCUUUCCCGGCGAAAGGACGACGAUGAGUGCGCAGACGCGGCUGAAUGAAGCCCUGCCGGAAAGCCAGCAGCGCCUCUCGCACCAGGCAACGACGCUAGCCACACACGGCUACAUCGUCGGCGAUGUGAUCGGCCAGGGAACGUACGCGGUCGUGAAGAAAGCGUACUGGACGAAGUUUAAGCGAACGGUGGCGAUAAAGAUUAUGUCGAAAACGAACGCCGGCGAAACGUUCCUGCAAAAGUGUUUGCCGCGCGAGCUGGAUGCGAUCCGCAAUCUGCGCCACGAAAACAUUAUCCACUACUACGAAGUGAUCGAAACGACGAUGAGGGUCUACAUUUCCAUGCGGUACGCCGAGCACGGUACGCUGCUAAGCUUGAUACGCAAGCAGGGCCACCUGCCGGAAGUGCGCGCCCGCCGGUACUACCGCCAGCUGCUGGCCGCCCUCGAGUACAUACACACGGCCGGGUACGCCCACCGGGACAUCAAGCUCGAAAACAUGGUGCUCGACGGGAACGACCGGCUGAAGCUGAUCGAUUUCGGGUUCGCCUGUCGGGCGCGGGUCGCCGAUGUGCCGGUCCUGUCCAAAACGUUCUGCGGCAGCCACGCGUACGCCAGCCCGGAGCUGCUGCGGUUCAAACCGUACGAUCCCGUCCACGCCGACAUCUGGGCGUCCGGCGUGGUGCUGUACUCGCUGCUUUACGGAAAGCUACCGUUUUCCAACGAAAAACAGGUGAACCUGCUGCUCCAGAAAAUCAACCGCGGUGUUAUAUUCCCGUCCAACAUAACCGUUACCAGGGAGGUGCAGUGCUUGAUGAAGCAACUGUUUUUGCCGGUAGAGAAACGCAUUACCUGGCCGGAGCUGGGACGAUCGCUGUGGUUCUUUAUUGAGCUGGAGGAAGAGUCGCCCGGACAGGCGGAAUGGUCCCAGCCCGCACCGGACGGUGUGGCCGAACCAUCCGCUGCCAAGCGUAGCAAGCUGGACAAUAAAGCUUAGGUGAUAGAGUUGUGCCAUGA
Messenger RNA from Anopheles arabiensis, 1288 nucleotides. Its product is annotated as testis-specific serine/threonine-protein kinase 3-like. Gene Ontology annotation, molecular function: ATP binding; protein serine/threonine kinase activity; tau-protein kinase activity. The transcript has 4 exons. Bases 297 to 1268 code for a protein of 323 amino acids. The record is from RefSeq and is a predicted model, not a curated record. Gene Ontology annotation, biological process: microtubule cytoskeleton organization; autophagy; intracellular signal transduction. Gene Ontology annotation, cellular component: cytoplasm. NCBI's taxonomy places the organism in Eukaryota, Metazoa, Arthropoda, Insecta, Diptera, Culicidae.